GGGCUAUAGACUGAACAUACAUGGGUCAUAAAGGAUUCGAAGAAGUAGAGGAGAAGGACGCGUAAGAAAUACUCCGCAAUAGGGUUUAAACGACGUUGUUGUUGUUUGUUGAUAUUGCUAAGUGGCUGACGGUCGUAAAGGCAAGCGUGUGCUACAACAGUGAUUAUACGAUUUUGACCGGACUACUAUGAUAAGUGCGCGACGGUGCAGUGACUGGGACAUUGCACGUCAGCAAUGAGUUCCAAAUUCAUCAUUGAUAGCAUGCUCCCCAAGUACCAUCAACAGUUCCAUCAUCAGCAAUUAUUUCAAAGUCCUGCCAACACCUCAUCAAUUGAAGCCAGCCUCGCUUCCGUCGUCAACUACUCAUCCUCAGGUUCGCCAACGGGCUCUUCGCCGCAACAUUCGAACAGCAGCGCCUCAUCCACAUCACCAGCAUCCAGAAUGUAUCCUUACGUGUCGGCUGCCACGGCGGCGGCCCAUCACCACCACCAGCAGCAGGCAGUGGCAGCGGCGGCAUUCAACGCGGCCGCCGCUUCCGGCAGCAUGGUUCCAGGAGGAUUCCCGACAAGCGCCAGCACGGCCGCUCUGGCGGCCGCCGCAGCCGUGGACGCCGCCACCGACAAAUCAUGCAGGUACACAGCCGGUUUGGCGGGCAACGUAGCUCCCUCAGACUCCAUGGUGAAUUACACCCUUGGCCAUCAUCACCAAAACGGUGCAGCCGUGUCCGCCGCCAACUCGGUUAGCGCCGCGUCGGCCUCCAUGGCGGUGGCGGCGCAAUUCUACCACCAGGCCGCCAGUGCCGUCGUCGACCCGCUGAAUUCCUGCUCGCAACCCACCGCCCCCGGCGGACAACCCAUCCCCGACAUACCCAGAUAUCCAUGGAUGUCAAUCACAGACUGGAUGAGUCCCUUUGAUCGGGUCGUCUGUGGUGAGUACAAUGGUCCAAACGGAUGUCCAAGACGACGAGGCAGACAAACCUACACGCGGUUUCAAACCCUCGAACUUGAAAAAGAAUUCCAUUUCAACCACUAUUUGACACGUAGAAGGCGAAUCGAGAUCGCACACGCGUUGUGUCUAACGGAACGACAGAUCAAAAUCUGGUUCCAAAACAGACGAAUGAAGCUGAAAAAAGAGUUGCGUGCCGUGAAGGAGAUCAACGAACAAGCCCGACGGGAAAGGGAGGAACAGGAGAGACACAAGCAGCAACAGCAGGAGAAACAGCAAAAGAUCGAACAACAAAGUCAUUCCUCCAUACACCAGCACAUACACGAUCCCAUGAAGAUUGGAUUGGAGAAGAGUGGAAAUUCUGAUCUCAUGAAAGCAGUCAGCAAAGUUCCGACAUAAAAGCAUCAAAGUUCUGCUGGCAGCAUCUAAGACUAAGUAUUUCGUGAUGUGCGGCAAAAAAGUGUUAAUAAAUCAAUUCGAACUCCUUAUGGCGAGUUUUGGACCUUUACGUUUUUUUUUUAAACUGCGCGAUCAAAUUUGUUUGUGCAGUCCGUGGCUUCGUUAUAUUUUGUGUUUUGUUUGUUGUACAUAA
Brassicogethes aeneus is the source of this 1537-nucleotide messenger RNA. The record is from the annotation of a GenBank genome assembly. NCBI's taxonomy places the organism in Eukaryota, Metazoa, Arthropoda, Insecta, Coleoptera, Nitidulidae.